AUCUGCUUUAACUUUGGGAAUGGACUUCACCUAGAGGCCUUAAACCUAAGACAUGAAAAUAAGCUGCAUCCUAAACACACUCAUUUAGUAAGGCAGAAACGGGCCUGGAUCACUGCCCCCGUGGCUCUUCGGGAAGGAGAGGAUCUGUCCAAGAAGAAUCCAAUUGCCAAGAUACAUUCUGAUAUUGCAGAAGAAAAAGGAUUCAAAAUCACAUACAAAUACACCGGGAAAGGGAUCACAGAGCCACCUUUUGGUGUAUUUGUCUUCAAUAAAGACACUGGAGAAUUGAACGUUACAAGCAUUCUUGAUCGAGAGGAAACACCAUUUUUUCUGCUGAUAGGUUAUGCUUUGGAUGAAAGAGGAAACAACCUAGAGAAACCAUUAGAACUGCGCAUUAAAGUUCUAGACAUCAAUGACAAUGAGCCGGUAUUCACACAGGACGUCUUCGUUGGGUCCAUUGAAGAGCUGAGUGCUGCACAUACACUUGUGAUGAAAAUCAAUGCAACAGAUGCAGACGAGCCCAAUACUAUGAAUUCCAAAAUCUCCUAUAGAAUCGUAUCUCAGGAGCCUGCCUAUCCCCCAGUGUUCUACCUAAACAAAGAUACAGGGGAGAUUUACACAACCAGUAUUACCUUGGACAGAGAGGAACACAGCAGCUAUUCCUUGAUAGUAGAAGCAAGAGACGGCAACGGUCAAAUAACAGAUAAGCCAGUCAAACAAGCUCAAGUUCAGAUUCGUGUUUUGGAUGUCAAUGACAACAUCCCUAGGGUGGAAGAUGAAAUGUACGAAGGGAUGGUGGAAGAAAACCAAGUUAAUGUGGAAGUCAUGCGCAUAAAAGUGUUCGAUGCAGAUGAAAUAGGCUCUGAUAAUUGGUUGGCAAAUUUUACAUUUGCGUCAGGAAAUGAAGGGGGUUAUUUCCACAUAGAAACAGAUGCGCAGACUAAUGAAGGGAUUGUGACCCUUAUUAAGGAAGUAGAUUAUGAAGAGAUGAAGAAUCUUGACUUCAGUAUUAUUGUCACUAACAAAGCAGCUUUUCACAAGUCAGUUAGGAAUAAAUACAAGCCUACCUCCAUUCCCAUCAAAGUAAAGGUGAAAAAUGUGAAAGAAGGCAUUCAUUUUAAAAGCAGCACAGUCUCCGUGCACGUUAGUGAGAGCAUGGAUAGAUCGAGCCAAAGCCAAGUCAUUGGAAAAUUUCAAGCUUUUGAUGAAGACACUGGACAAGUCGCCCGUGUAAAAUAUGCCAAAUUGGAAGAUAUAGACAAUUGGGUCACUGUGGAUUCUGUCACAUCUGAAAUUAGACUUGCAAAGACACCUGAUUUUGAAUCUAGAUAUGUCCAGAAUGGUACAUACACUGUAAAGAUUUUGGCUAUAUCAGAAGAAUAUCCUAGAAAAACCAUCACCGGCACGGUCCUUAUCACAGUACAAGACAUCAAUGACAAUUGCCCCACGCUUGUGGACCCAGUGCAGAAUAUCUGUGAUGACGUGCAGUAUGUGAAUGUCACUGCAAAGGACCCAGAUGGACCCCAAAACAGUGGGCCUUUCAGCUUCUCGAUCAUUGACAAGCCUCCUGGAAUGGCAGAAGAAUGGAAAAUAGUACACCAAGAAAGUACCAGUGUGCUACUGCAACAAAGAGAACGAAAGCCUGGGAGAAGUGAGAUUCAGUUCCUGAUUUCCGACAGUCAAGGCUACAGUUGCCCUGAAAAGCAGAUCCUUAAACUCACAGUUUGUAAGUGUCUGGAUGGCAGUGGCUGUGUGGAAGCACUGCGUGACUCCUAUGUUGGCCUGGGACCCGCUGCGAUUGCGCUAAUGAUUUUGGCUCUUCUGCUCUUGCUACUUGUACCACUCUUACUGCUGUUUUGCCAGUGUGGAGAGGGUGCCAAAGGCUUCACGCCCAUCCCUGGCACUAUAGAGAUGCUGCAUCCUUGGAAUAAUGAAGGGGCACCUCCUGAAGACAAGGUGGUACCACCUCUUCUGGCCGCAGACCAUGGGGAGAGCCUAGUAGUAAGAAAUGGAAUAGGAGGCGUAGGAGGUGCGAUGACCAAGGAAACCACCAUGAGAGGAAGUAGUUCUGCCUCCUUUACCAAAGUGCAGCAUGAUAUGUCUGAGAUGGACGGAAGAUGGGAGGAACACAGAAGCCUUCUGUCUGGUGGGGCUACCCAGGUGACAGCCACAGCAGGAGCCAUCACGGGCACUGAAGCCAUUCGGACCACAAAAGCCACAGGGGCUUCCAGGAACAUGGCUGGAGCUCAAGUAGCAGGUGUUGCCGUGAAUGAAGACUUCUUAAGAAACCACUUAACUGAUAAAGUGGCCUCUUACACCGAUGCAGAUGACAUUCACACAGCCAAAGAUUGCCUUCUGGUUUAUUCUCAGGAAGAAACUGAAUCUCUACAUGGCUCCAUUGGCUGCUGCAGUUUUAUUGAAGGAGAGCUAGAUGAUCGCUUCUUAGAUGAUUUGGGACUUAAAUUCAAGACACUAGCUGAAGUCUGCUUGGGCAGGAAAAUAGAUAUGGAUGUGGAAAUGGAGCAGAGGCAAAAACCUGUCACAGAAACAAGAAUGAACACAGCUUCACGUUCAGCCUAUGAACAAACUAUGGUUAAUUCAGCGAAUACCUACUCCUCUGGUGGUAGCUUUCAAGUUUCAAAACCUUUGCAUGAAGCAAGUGCAGAGAAAGUAAGUCAGGAAAUAGUCACUGAAAGUUCUGUGUCUUCUAGGCAAAAGGCUACACUUGUUCCUGAUCCACUGGCUUCCGGUAAUAUUAUUGUGACAGAAACUUCCUAUGCUACAGGCUCCACUAUGCCCCCAUGCACUGUGACGCUGGGUCCUAGACAGCCACAGAGCCUUAUUGUAACCGAGAGGGUGUACGCCCCAGCCUCUUCUUUGGCAGAUCAGCAUUAUAGUAAUGAAGGCAAUGUCGUGGUUACUGAGAGAGUCAUACAGCCUAGUGGAGGCACACCUACUCCUCUGGAAACCAUGCAGCAUUUGCAAGAUGCACAGUACGUUAUGGUGAGGGAGAGAGAAAGCAUCCUCGCCCCCAGCUCAGGUGUGCAGCCUGUGCUGACCGUGCCCAAUGUAGCAGUAGGACAGAACGUGACGGUGACAGAAAGAGUGCUAGCACCUGCUGCCACCCUGCAAUCCGCUGACACCUCCCUGAAGGCUAGAAACACCAGAGUCCUUGGCCCUCUGACAAAUUUUGGUUUAGAGGAAUCCAGUCUUGCUAAUUCUAGCAUAACCACAUCUUCCACCAGAGUCACCAAGCAUAGCACUAUACAGCACUCUUACUCCUAAACAGCAGUGACCGAUUUCAUGUUUUCUAUGUACUUGGCUUUUAAAGAGCCUUACAGACCAUGCAGAGACAUACUGAACUUAACAUUUUUCUCAGUCACUGACAUGCAAAGGACCUCACUUUGUCUGCUUCCAGAAUCUAUUUCCAAAUGCUCCAAGACUUACUGAAAACAUAGGGAUGAUACUGUUUCCUGAGUGCCUUGCAGGUGAGUUAUCCAAACAGUAUUCACAAAAUGAGAUAUUAGGUCAUUGGGAAAGUCAUGACUAUGUUUUUCUAUGCAAAAAAAUGCAUCAUGACUUUCCCAACGACCAAGUAAAUAGAAAGUAAGCCUGUCUUUUGAGAAUUUACCAAAUUGAUGUAGACUAUCCAGUUCAUCGAUCGUUCAUAGAGCACCCAGGGACAUUGAUUGGGUCUCUUUGCAUCCUAUAGUAACAUUUAUGUUCUUAUUCUGUACUUUACUGUACCUCGCAGAUUAUCAACUCAUUUAUCCAAAGAUACACACACAGCGUAAGCAACUAGUUAUGCUGUUGGUUUUCUUUAAAACUGGAAGCCUUUUCAUCUGUGCUUGAUUUAUUCCAUUUUAAAACACCAACAUGGUGGGGGUCAAUAGAUGGCGUAGUGGUUAUAUCACUAGACUCCCACAUGGCCCAACAGGGUUUGAGUCCUGGACCCAAUGGCUUGAACC
This is a messenger RNA of Tupaia belangeri chinensis (Chinese tree shrew), 3968 nucleotides long. RefSeq names its product desmoglein 2 (gene DSG2). Gene Ontology annotation, cellular component: plasma membrane; desmosome. Gene Ontology annotation, molecular function: calcium ion binding. The record is from RefSeq and is a predicted model, not a curated record. Lineage: Eukaryota; Metazoa; Chordata; Mammalia; Scandentia; Tupaiidae. Gene Ontology annotation, biological process: homophilic cell-cell adhesion.